AUGGGGACCUUCCUCCACGACCUGUGCGUCGCCUCGUGGGACGCGGCGGCCUCGAUUGCCCUGGAUGCACUCGGAUUGCCCGCCCGUCCGCUCACCGUCGCGGCGGUCUACUCGGGAUGGCCCUUGCUGGAACCCUUCUUGAACGAGUCGCUGCCGACGGGACUGAUUUGGUUGUCGGCUGCAGUCCUACUCGGCAUCAGCUGCGGCGCGCUGCUCGAUGGAAUCCGGGGCACGCGCUGUGUUACUGAAAUCGCAAGAUUCAUUGUUCUUGUGUUUGCUCUCGAUGGCACCUUGCAGCUUCCAGGUAUUGUGGCACCUCCGGGCAGUGGCCUUCACCAACUGUUGGGGCCAAACUUGGUGCACUUUAUUGCCAGCUAUCCAGUGAGCCACUCGGGCGUCUUUGCGGUCACUUGUCAACUCUGGAGUUGGCUUUUAGUUUUCGAACCUUGGACACUCAACUGUUGGCACCCCGUGAUGGCCCGCUUGGGCGUGCUGCUCUUCUCGUCGUCUCUGCGGUUCAUGUCCAUUGCUGCAGUGCCGGCAGGCAGCCUCGUUUCCGACAUCCUCUAUGCCCUAUCUUGUUGUCUCGCAUUGGGAAGCUUGAUUCUGUGGGACGGGUGCCUGCGACGACUGUCGGAGUGCUGCUCCGCGCUCCCCUGGGAGCGUGUGUGCAAGAGGCUGUCGGAGUAUGUCCGUGGACUGUGCAGCUUCCUGGCGCUGGCGCUGCCCAGAGUCAGAGACUGCCUGCGCUCAGCCAUGCACCGACUGCUGUCCAGCUGGCUGCUGGCGCUCCUGCAGCCGGUCUGGUACCGCUUCCACACCCUGGUCAUGCCAGCGGUCAUGGCGUGCGUGGCCUUGGCCUGUCAUCGGGACGUGCUCCGUCGCUGGGGCGCCUACCGCCCCGGCCUGGACCAGUCUCUGGAGCUGGCCACGAAUGCCUUCUGCGGGGGGGCCGCCACCGUCUCGGUCUUCAUCCUUGGCAUCCACGGCAUCGUGCGCGUGUGGAGCCCAGGUUCGGAGCCCAACCCGCUGCAGGCAACGUGCUUGCUAAUCUUCCUGGAGAGUUCGGCGUGGGUGAUCUCCCUGCCUUGGAGGGCGUUGCGCUCGGUGGGUGAUCUGCUUGUGGCCCCAGUGGUGCGGCGACUCGUGCACCACGCGGGACCGUUCCUAUACCGGGCGCAGCUGUUCGCAGAGGUACGACCGCUCUGCGCCAUCCCCGUGGUGUUGCUUGCAAGCUGCGGGCUGACCGUGCUGCUGCAAUCGCUAGGAGACCUGGCACGGCUACUUCCCGAGCGCCUUCCUAUCGCAGACACGUUGCAUGCUGAUUUCAAAGGCCCCGUCACUGACUCGAGCUUCGCGAUGUUGUUGAUCGCGAGCGUCCAGGUCACGAUCUACACGAUGGUCGACAGUUGCCUGGCGAAGUUGCGCCAGGUGCGCAGGACCCCGACGCUCGAGUCGGUGGAUGCGGAAGAACGGCAAAACCUCGCGGCAACGAUGCAAGACCCCCGGCAGUGUCCCAGUUGCGGUUUUGGGCCCGUGGACUACGCGGGUUGCGCGGACCUGCGCGCACACCACCAGGAGCACCGUCGCAGCGGCGCCUACACGAACAACUCCUGCCCCGGCUGCGGCUACUUCUCCCCGAGCCUCGAUUCGUGGCCCCCCUUCGACGGGGACAUGCAGACCCCCGCCGGACAGUCCAUGCUCUGCCAGCGCAAGUGGAACGAGGUGGUCGUGAUCGUCAGGGCCGUCUCCAAGGCGCUUCUCCUCACGUAUUGCCCAAUGUACCUGGGGCGGACGAUGGGCUUGCCACCGACCUGGCGCGUGAUCUCCGCCGUCUCGUACCUGGCCGCCUGGGCCUGCCACAACACGGCGAGCCUGGGCCCUCUGCUCCAGGGCGAGGAGCUCGGGAACAUCCGCGGCCGACGGCAGCGCCACCGCCAGCAGCAGCGGCAGCAGGGCGCGCUGGACCCGGAGCACGGCGGGGCCGCCUGCGGCGCACCCGCCGCAGCCGAGCCGCUCCUGCCGCGAGUCACGCAGUCAGAGGCACUGCAGAACAUCCUCGCGAACCGCCCGGCGCGGAUCUACCUGAGGCCAGAGGACCCAUGCGUGAUCUGCAGGCGUGAGUUCGCAGAGGCCUCGGAUGUGCUGCACGCGGCGGGUAGCACGUCCUCGGACGACGUCGGUGCCCCCGUGGCGCGGUCCCGGCGGUGGCUCGGACGCAUAGGGUCCAGUGGCCUGUCUGUGGAGGACGCGUGCCAGCGGCUCCAGAACCUGCCCGAGCCAGCGGUGGCGAUGCGGUGCGGCCAUGUUCUCCAUCUUGAUUGCGCGGAGGCAUGCAUUGCACAUGCCGCGCAAGAGAGCAACGGACACGUUCGUUGCCCUCAGUGUCGCCAGCCUGUCACUGUGUCCGCGGAGACGGCGGCGGUUUUCUUCAGCUAG
This is a messenger RNA of Prorocentrum cordatum, 2439 nucleotides long. The record is from the annotation of a GenBank genome assembly. NCBI's taxonomy places the organism in Eukaryota, Dinophyceae, Prorocentrales, Prorocentraceae.